Cryptotermes secundus is the source of this 5528-nucleotide messenger RNA. RefSeq names its product acetylcholine receptor subunit alpha-L1 (gene nAChRalpha2). Gene Ontology annotation, biological process: chemical synaptic transmission; monoatomic ion transmembrane transport; nervous system process. The record is from RefSeq and is a predicted model, not a curated record. Lineage: Eukaryota; Metazoa; Arthropoda; Insecta; Blattodea; Kalotermitidae. The transcript has 7 exons. Gene Ontology annotation, cellular component: postsynaptic membrane; synapse; neuron projection. Gene Ontology annotation, molecular function: transmembrane signaling receptor activity; acetylcholine-gated monoatomic cation-selective channel activity. The coding region runs from base 313 to 2031 and encodes 572 amino acids.
GGCAUCCGGACCGAACUAACCGCCGACCGUCCUGUCAUCGGUGACUUCCAGCACACGUAGACCGUAGCAACCAGCCGGGGCGAUACAAAACAUACAGUGCAGCACGUGGAGGACAGAAGCGACACCUUCUGACUCAAUGACACCCUUGCGCUACAUACAAAACUUCCGUAGUCAUAACGAUAUCUCCACAUUUGUUUACAAACACAUAUCACUGGCAAGGUAACCGGUUUUAUGCUCUAGUGAUGCGACGGACGGACAGAUCAAAUCGUGUUCAUCAUAGAUAUAAGAAGAAAAUGGUACUGUAUUCAUAGAAUGGACGGCGAUCCUCCGUGCGCGUCCUGCUCUUCUCUUUCGGCAAGACAUGAACAGACACGUAGUCAUGUAUGUAUUAUGGUGUUACUGGUACUUGUGGGGUGCAUCGCGACACCGUCUCAAGCCAACCCUGAUGCCAAACGUCUGUACGAUGACUUGCUUAGCAAUUACAAUCGAUUGAUCCGACCGGUCAGCAAUAACACAGACACUGUUCUAGUAAAAUUGGGUCUUCGACUGUCUCAGCUCAUCGAUCUGAAUUUGAAGGACCAGAUUCUUACUACUAACGUCUGGCUAGAACAUGAGUGGCAAGACCACAAGUUCCGGUGGGACCCGCAGGAGUAUGGCGGCGUUACAGAACUCUACGUCCCAUCUGAGCAUAUCUGGCUGCCAGAUAUCGUGCUCUAUAACAACGCGGAUGGAGAAUACGUUGUCACUACGAUGACAAAGGCUGUGCUUCACCACACUGGCAAGGUGGUCUGGACUCCGCCCGCCAUUUUCAAGUCCUCCUGCGAGAUCGAUGUGAGGUACUUCCCCUUCGACCAGCAAACAUGCUUCAUGAAGUUCGGCUCUUGGACCUACGAUGGAUUUCAGAUCGACCUGAAGCAUAUAAACCAGAAAUACAACAGUAAUAAUGUGGAAGUUGGAAUAGACCUCAGGGAAUACUAUCCAAGCGUCGAGUGGGACAUCCUGGGAGUUCCUGCAGAGCGUCACGAGAAAUACUACCCUUGCUGCUCCGAACCGUACAUUGAUAUCUUCUUCAACAUCACGCUGCGUCGCAAGACCCUCUUCUACACAGUGAACCUCAUUGUACCAUGCGUUGGCAUCUCCUAUCUCUCUGUGCUAGUGUUCUACUUGCCAGCCGACUCGGGAGAGAAGAUAGCACUCUGUAUCUCAAUUCUGCUGUCCCAGACCAUGUUCUUCCUGCUCAUAUCCGAAAUCAUCCCGUCAACAUCGCUAGCCCUGCCCUUACUGGGCAAGUACCUUCUCUUCACUAUGAUCCUGGUAGGCUUCUCUGUAGUUAUAACCAUAAUGGUUCUCAACGUCCAUUACCGCAAACCUAGCACACAUAAGAUGGCUCCUUGGGUAAGGAAAGUCUUCAUAAGACGGUUACCCAAGCUGCUCUUGAUGAAAGUUCCAGAACAGUUGCUAGUGGAUAUGGCAGCAAAUAAGAAUCGUUUACGUGCUGCCAAGAAGUCAAAGCUGAAUGCAGCGGCUGCAGCUGCAGUAGCAGCUUCAUCGUCGUCGGUGGCGUCCUCACCGGACUCGCUAAGACAUCACCCACUUCAGAGACCCGGUGGUUGCAACGGGAUCCACACGUCAGCCAGUGGAGCCACCAACAGGUUCGGAGGACUCAUGGCGGAGUUCAACGGGCUGCCGUCUGUAGUCGGCUUGGACGGAAGUCUGAGUGACGUCGGCACUAGGAAGAAGUAUCCGUUCGAGCUGGAGAAGGCGAUACACAAUGUGAUGUUCAUCCAGCACCACAUGCAGCGACAGGAUGAGUUUGAUGCGGAAGAUCAAGACUGGGGAUUCGUGGCCAUGGUAUUGGAUCGUUUGUUUCUAUGGAUCUUCACGAUCGCUUCGAUUGUCGGAACAUUCGCGAUCCUGUGCGAGGCGCCAGCCCUGUACGACGACACAAAGCCCAUUGAUAUGGAGUUAUCGUCUGUAGCCCAGCAGCAGUUCCUACCAAAUCUAGGCCACCAGCACAAGCACAGCUUGUAGUAGUGAAUCGACGAUCAAUGAUUUUGUGGACAGCGGAAAAGAGCCGUUCUUGUUUUCGAUCACUCUGUGGCAGUAUUCCAAUGGGACAAAUAUGCUUUCUGCUCUGCAGUGGGCUGACGAAAUCCUACAGGAUAUAUAUAUAUUGGUAGCGAAACUCACACCCAGAGAACGAUAUGAAGCAGCUACAAUUUUUGAAGAAAUUAUCACUUAUUUCAGUUUAUAUUUGAAAUGAAUUAAAAAAAACUGUCAUAUUGAAAUACAUAUAUAACGAAAUGUUACAGCACGGUGAUAUUUUUAGCGUUCCGAAGGAACAAAUCUUCUUUGGAACCCAGUAGUGUAAUGAGUAUGCCAGUCUGUCUAUCCGUGCAACCAAUUAUAUGGCCAUCAGUACUAUAAAUAGUAAUGGAAUAGUUUUUAGAGACUUCGUGGAAACACAAUGACGUCGGAGGCUUCCGGGUUAGAAACUCUGUGCAUAGAUUAGCUAUCCUGGCUGUAAAUUUGUAAGAUUUUCUUAUACUUCUUCCACCUAAAUGUUAAGAUAAUGCAUUAAAAUAGCCCACGACCACUUCCCACAAGGUUAUAUCAAAUUCUUUUUGUUCACACAACCGUUCUCCAGUUCGACGCUACAUAAUACAAACAUCGGAAAGUAUCAACAGACGUUACUCGGUGUUACGAUUUCAAAUGCUGUAUCAUUUUGCAAUUUUACAAGACUGGAUUGUCACCAUUUACUUAGGAUAUUUGAAAGUUUUGUAUACAAUCAGUUGUUUAACAAUAUGAAAUAUUUCUUACAGUGGCUUUUGUUUCAGAAAACGAAAUACGACAGUAAUUGUUCAUUCAUCGUAGAGUAUGCUCAGUGAUACGAGAGAAACAAAGUCACAAGUAGUAUCAGAGAAAUCAAAUUAGCAGUGUCUGGUCGUGUAGCACGAACAUAUCUAAUUGGGUAAGACUAGUUAUCUCAAUUUUAAUACAGGUCUGUAGAUAAUAUAUUGAUUCGUCAAAUAUGAAACCUGGUCGAAACUUGGAAUUGAUUCAUAAAAAAUAUUUACAGGAUAACUUCUUAUCAAACAGCCUCUUAGACAAGCGAAAAGUGGUAGAGCAUUAACGUGGAUCUUUCUUUUUGCGUUAGUUUCUUAAUUAUGUUCUCAAUUACGAGACUGUAUAGCUUCAGCAAUAGGACGAUUAAUGAAUGUGAAGCAAUUGAUGGAAGGACAAUUAACGUGGGUAACUGCAGUAAUCAGAUAAGACCCACCCCAAUUUUACUUUAUUCAUGACAAACCGCACAUGAAUUGCCUGGGGAUGGAACUUGGGCCGCUGCGGUUGGAAGCCCGCGAUUGACAGCCUGAGCAAUGACACGGCCCUGUAGAUCUUAAAUUCAUGCGUUGUGAGCAUGCGUGAUAGAUAAAUCUGGUCUAGGACUUGUCCACUGCCGGAAUUUCUGUUGCGCGGUGUUGGACCUUCGCAUUGUGCUAUCAGACACUUACUUACUACAAUGCGUUCAAUGAUCGAGGAAACCUGGCAGCAGCAUAGAACGGACACAACAUUUCUCAUAGAUUACUAUUCUAACUGCCGAUAGCAGAAUGAGUCGUUAGCGCUGAUAAACACGCGCCAUCAUGUGGUCUGAUUUUGUCACUGCAGUAAGUCGCAUUAAUGGUCAGUUUGUUAGAGGUGUCUGUAGGCGGUCGACAUUUAUACUGAAAUGAAGUUCAUUAUUGAAAAGUGUGUGCUUAUUGUCGAAACUUUUGCAAGGAAAGUGCUUACAGAAAAUGUAUCCGUAAGUUUCGCCGUAAAUAUCCUAACUUGUCAGUUCACGCAAAGUCGUUUGUAUCCAAGUUUGUGAAAAGUGGCGGGUCAUAGGUUCAGCGUGUGACAUAAAGAAGCAAUCGAAGAGGAUUGUGCUGACUGAAGAAAAGGUUCAGGAUAUUGAGGCACGACUACAGAUCAGUCGUCGAAAAUCGUUAAGACGCUUAGAACAAGAAACCGCAGUUUCGCUAGGAUGUGCUAAUGCGACUUACUGCAUUGACAAGAUCAGACCACCUAACGCCGCGCGUUUAUCGGCGCUAAUGACUCAUUCUGCUAUCGGUAGUUACAGGAGCAAUAUAUGAGAAAUGUUGUGUCCGCUCUGCGCUGCUGCCAUAUUUUCUCGAUCAUUGAACGCCCUGUACUUGAACACGUCAAUAUCAGUUUGAAUUAAUUGAAACAAGAAGCAUAAUUAUUUAAAAUUCAAAUUAUAAAUUUAAUUCGCCUCCAAAAUAUAUUAAUAUUCCACGAAGAUAAUUAAUGAUUAUAACCGUAGAAAAAAAUAAUUGGUGUCGCUGAUUUGCAAAUUAAACUGACAUAUUAUUAAUUACGUGUUUCAAUUAUACUUUCAUAUAUAUACAUACAUAUCAGUCAGUUAAAAUUUACAACACUUUAAAAACGUUAUACUGCACUGCUGGAUUUGAGAUUUUCACGGCAGUGACUAUGUCUUCUGGGUUGUAAAGCUAUGUGAUUCGGAGACCGCCCAGUUUUUCAGAGAAUCGUACCUUAUUCGACACGUCUGGCUUUCUGCAAACUAUACGGUGUUACGACUGUAAUAUUCUUUACAAACUAUUAUUAUUAUUAUUAUUAUUAUUAUUAUCUUAAUGUUUAAUAAUUAAAUUUCAGAAGUUUGAAGUUAAGACUUCAUGACGGUAAGUUUUACCAUAAAGGAGUCUGACGGUAGACCAAAUAACCCAAUGGAAUACUGCCAUUAAAAUACACGUAUGAUCAUAGUGAAUUCGUCCCUACUGUAAAUUUAAAAAAUGGUACGCAUAGCAAAGCAACACGAAGUGUGGACACAGUGAGAUAACUGUGCGGUGAAACUGUGAUAUCAGACGAAAAUGAUCCUUAUUGAUCUUGCACGAAGGAGACAGAGGAGUAGUGGCCACUGCUGGUCCCACUUAACACAACCAAACACGGAGCAGUGAACCACACAAAUAGAACUAAGUAACAUAUAUUAAAGAGGUGUUUCCUAGUUUGAUAAACCGUAUAAAAUUUAUCUGAACUGUUAUAGAAGAGGAAAUACUUCAAAGCAGGAUGACUUCAUUACAAUUUGGCUACAUUCCUGUAGCUAUCGCUAUCCCUUUUUCAGAAUACCAUAUAAACACAGGGCCAACAGGCAGAAAUUUGAUAUACAUCAAUUCCAGGUUCAAGCCUCUCCAAAUCACUGUUUACGAACAUUAGAAUUUCAAGAACUUUUAAAUUAAAAAAUAUGUAACAAGUAACGCAACAAACAUAACAUAAACGAACAGAAAAUAAAUUUAAAAUUCGUCACCCAUUAUCUUUAGCAACUAAAAAAAUAAACGUAUUCCUGUAACAGACCGUGGAGGCCGAUAGGGUUGUGAGAUGUUGAGUUUCCCAUAUUAUCUAGACAAUCGGCUCAUAGAUGGCAGUAAGGUUGUCAGUCUUACGCUCCGGCCAUUCUUUACCCUCCAGAAAGAUAAUUGGUACUCAUUUCUGUUAGAGGCUGAGUCGACCCC